GAGUUUUAAGGAUUGAAACAAUAGGAUUCAAAUAAUAAAAAGGCUGAAGUUUGUGGAGAAUUUAAAUAUUCUCAAGAAGGUAUUUGCAGAACACAUCUACAUACUCAAGAUUUCAGAUCUUGAUAUCUUUUGUUAAAUAUUUAGAUGGCGGAGCAAUAGGUGCUCUAUUUGGUAGAAAUAUUGAAAGGAUUCAGAAUCAGAAAAUUGAAGAAAAUAUCAAUUAAAAAGAUACUCCUGGGCUCUUUGAUUUCUGAUAAAUUAGCAAAAAAGAUAAAGUAAAAUUUCAAUCCUUACCAAAUCAACGGCAUUAAUAUUUGCCAUUCCAGUAUUCCAUCAACAAGGAGUGCUCAUAAGUGCUAAAGUAAGAUUAGGACCCAAAAUCCCAAAAUCUCCAAAACUCCCAUAAAAAUCCAUAAUCCCUCUAAAUACCCAAAGUAUACCUUAAGCCCCCUCUAGGAAUUCUCAGCUACCCAGUCAUCUCCCACAUACCGAUUUCCUUAUUCCCAAAUCUCAUGGGUUUCCUCUUUUCCACAGUCAUUCCUUCAUGACAAAGCAUAUCCCCUCUCUAAGACCAGAGCCAGGCAAGCCUGGCUCUGGUCCUCAUAAUUAUUGGAUGAGCUGACUUCAGGAAGUCUUGAGUGGAAAUUAGGCAAUUCUCUGAACACGUUUUGGGAAAUCCUCCUGUGAAGUCUGGAAUUUUAGGGGAGGGAAUGGGACCUGAGUGGGAGGAAUAGGGGCUAGAAUGGGGAAAGUGAGGUUUUGGGGGUUUUGAGUUUUUUUGGAUUUUAAAAAUAUUUUGAGUGAAGCCUGUCACCAUACGCCUGAAAUUUAGGAAAUUAAGUUUACUUUGGAGGUGAAGAUGCUGAAUCGGGAGGAUGAAGAAGCUUGGUUAUUGACUACAUAAGAUCUUUGAAUGUUGUAGUUAAGCAGAUAAGGUUAUUUACUAAAAUGUUUGAAAGAUUAGAAUAAUUUGAUUUUUCGAUAUUUUUCAAU
This is a messenger RNA of Moneuplotes crassus, 993 nucleotides long. NCBI's taxonomy places the organism in Eukaryota, Ciliophora, Spirotrichea, Euplotida, Euplotidae. The record is from the annotation of a GenBank genome assembly.